CAUCUUCUUCUGCAAUUAUAUUCACGCUUCUCUCUUGUAUUUUUAUCGUUUUCUGAUUAAGCUCCGGCGGCUGUAUCUCUCUCUGUGCCUGCAUUUCUCUUUGAAUUGAAGCAGCCUUUUUUCCGGGUGGCUGGAAAAGAUGGAUUUAUCGACGGCUUUGAUGAUACUGGCGUUUGUAGCGGCUUACUUUAUUUGGUUCAAAUCCGUCACGGCGUCUUUGAGGGGGCCGCGGCUGUGGCCGGUGGUCGGAAGUUUGCCGGGGCUGAUAGUAAACGGCCACCGCAUGCACGAGUGGAUUGCGGAGAAUCUACGCGCUUGCGGCGGCACGUACCAGACCUGCAUUUUUGCGGUUCCGGUUCUUGCGCGGAAGCAGGGUCUCGUGACGGUCACGUGUGAUCCGAAGAAUUUAGAGCACAUUUUGAAGGUUAGGUUCGACAAUUACCCCAAGGGUCCCACGUGGCAAGCUGUGUUCCAUGAUCUGCUGGGGGAGGGGAUCUUCAAUUCUGAUGGCGACACGUGGCUGUUCCAACGGAGGACUGCCGCGCUGGAAUUCACCACCAGGACGCUGCGCCAAGCCAUGGCUAGGUGGGUUAGCCGCGCCAUUAAGAUGCGGUUCUGUCCGAUCCUAAAGACGGCUCAGCUCGAGAGCAAGCCGGUUGAUCUCCAGGACCUCCUUCUCCGGCUCACUUUCGACAAUAUUUGCGGCUUGGCUUUCGGGAAGGACCCACAGACUCUCUCCCCUGGGCUCCCGGAAAACAGCUUCGCGUCGGCUUUCGACCGAGCCACGGAAGCCACGCUGCACCGCUUUAUUCUCCCCGAGUUUAUCUGGAAAUUUAAGAAGUGGCUCGGGCUCGGAAUGGAGGUCAACUUGAGCCAAAGCUUGACACACGUGGACCACUACUUGACUGACGUCAUCACUACACGUAAGCUGGAGCUGGUGAGUCAGCAGGAGGGCGGGCCCCAACACGACGAUUUACUCUCCCGGUUCAUGAGGAAAAAGGAGACAUACACUGACAAGUUCCUCCAACACGUGGCACUCAAUUUCAUCCUAGCUGGACGCGACACGUCAUCCGUGGCUCUGAGCUGGUUCUUCUGGCUAGUCAGCUUGAACCCACGUGUGGAAGAGAAAAUCCUGAUGGAGCUUUGCACGGUUCUGAUGGAGACACGUGGCAAGGAUACCUCAAAAUGGCUUGAAGACCCCCUAGUCUUCGAAGAAGUCGAUCAACUGAUAUACCUCAAGGCGGCGUUAUCCGAAACCCUAAGGCUCUACCCGUCGGUGCCGGAGGACUCAAAACACGUCGUCACCGACGACGUAUUGCCGGACGGAACAUUCGUUCCCGCCGGCUCCAACAUCACAUACUCGAUAUACUCAGUUGGCCGGAUGAAAUUCAUUUGGGGCGAAGAUUGCUUGGAAUUCAAACCGGAGAGAUGGCUAUCCAAAGACGGCAAGAAAUUCGAACUCGACGAUCAGUUCAGGUUCGUCUCAUUCAAUGCAGGCCCUAGGAUCUGUCUCGGCAAGAAUUUAGCUUACCUGCAAAUGAAAUCCAUCGCGGCGGCCGUGCUGCUCCGCCACCGCCUCGCGGUGGCGCCGGGCCACAAGGUCGAGCAGAAAAUGUCGCUUACAUUGUUCAUGAAAUACGGUUUGCUGGUGAACGUAUUCCCUAGGGAUUUGGCUCCGUUCAUGGCCAAGAUUGGCACGCGCGACUCACGUGAUGAACCGCGUCUCGCAAAUGGUAAUUGUUACGCUCAAGUCGUCACCGUCAACGCUGCUGCUUAAGAAGCCAAUUAAUUAACUUUAUUAUUAUAUUAUAAUGUGAAUAAAUCAAAUUAUUAUAGUACCAUAAAGAAGAAGAUUUGUAUAACGUUUUUUCUUUUCUUCCCCAUAAUCCUAUUUCUUUGCCUGAAAUAGGCGAAAUCGCUUGUCCCAAGAGCAUCACGCCUCAACCCUCAUAAAAUGGUACAAUCUUAUUUAUUUAAUAUACUAUAUAUUGUAUUUUUACCUAUUAUAUUAAUCAAUGUUGAUAAUAAAAUCUCAAAUUUCUACU
Molecule: messenger RNA, 2045 nt
Organism: Ipomoea nil (Japanese morning glory)
Lineage: Eukaryota; Viridiplantae; Streptophyta; Magnoliopsida; Solanales; Convolvulaceae
Product: cytochrome P450 86A22-like
Exons: 2
Coding region: 140-1777 (545 amino acids)
Molecular function (GO): heme binding; iron ion binding; monooxygenase activity
Source: RefSeq, a predicted model, not a curated record